AUGGCGAAUCACAGCACCUCCUCGAACGUCGUCGGCAUCCACUACAGAAUCGGCAAGCAGAUUGGUGAAGGCUCGUUUGGCAUCAUUUUCGAGGGCAUCAAUUUGCUCAACCAACAGCAGGUUGCCAUAAAAUUCGAGCCCCGCAAGAGCAAAGCUCCUCAAUUGUACAAUGAAUAUUGCACGUACAAGGCUCUCGUAGGCUGUUCGGGGGUUCCCAAUGUCUAUUACUUUGGCCCGGAGGGCAUGCACAACAUUCUGAUAAUCGACCUGCUCGGGCCUAGCUUGGAGGACCUGUUCGGCCACUGCAACAGGAAGUUCACAGUCAAAACUGUAGUCAUGAUUGGCAAGCAAAUGUUGUCAAGGAUACAGGCUAUCCACGAGAAGAACCUCGUCCACCGCGACAUCAAGCCUGAGAACUUCCUCAGACGACCUGGAACUCUGGUCACGUCUUCUAUACUUCCUACGGUGUUUCUUCCAUGGCAAGGCCUCAGGGUUUCUAACGAGCAGAAGUACGCGAAGAUCGGCGAGAUGAAGCAGACAAUUCCCAUCGAAUACAUCUGCAACGGCCUUCCUCGCGAGUUCAAUAGAUACCUCAUCUACGUCCGUAACCUGGGUUUCGAGGAUACACCUGACUACGACUACCUGCGGGGACUGCUCACGGAAGCGCUCAAAAGCGUCGGCGAAGUUGAAGACGGCGGAUACGACUGGACGAAUUCAAACAAUGGAAGAGGCCAGAAAGUCAACGACCGCCAGGGCACCCCUAACGCAAUCAUCGUUCACCACCGAUCUAAGAAGAGACAUUCGUCCGCCAAGCGGUACCACUUGACCGAGCUACUCCCAGAUCCUAUAGCAACAAGAUCUGUACCUGGAAGAAACUGGGACCAAGCAGCGUCGUGCCAGGCUCAGUUUCAACACAGCCGAUCGUACCUGAACCAGAUCCAAUACUGCGCGACUCCGUUACAGAGUACGAACUCUCAGCAAUUGCGACAGGAACGAGAGCAUCAGACAGAGGGCUUCAUGCAGACGCUCUCCAAGAUACUUUGCUGCAACCCGAGCCGCAGAUAA
Messenger RNA from Alternaria atra, 1065 nucleotides. RefSeq lists its product as uncharacterized. Gene Ontology annotation, molecular function: protein serine/threonine kinase activity; ATP binding. Gene Ontology annotation, biological process: endocytosis; peptidyl-serine phosphorylation; signal transduction. The record is from RefSeq and is a predicted model, not a curated record. NCBI's taxonomy places the organism in Eukaryota, Fungi, Ascomycota, Dothideomycetes, Pleosporales, Pleosporaceae. The transcript has 5 exons. Bases 1 to 1065 code for a protein of 354 amino acids. Gene Ontology annotation, cellular component: nucleus; cytoplasm.